AUGGUUGUUACACAAUCUGUGCAGGUAUUUGGAAGAAAAAAGACCGCUACUGCUGUUGCUUACUGCAAGAAAGGACGCGGUCUUAUUAAGGUAAAUGGCCGUCCUCUGGAACACAUACAGCCAGAAAUUUUGCGCAUCAAACUUCAGGAGCCGCUAUUGAUUUUGGGCAAAGAACGAUAUCAAGAUGUAGAUAUAAGAGUGAGGGUGAAUGGUGGUGGACACGUCGCUCAGAUUUAUGCAAUUCGACAAGCUUUAGCGAAAGCCAUCGUUGCUUAUUACCAGAAGUUCGUUGAUGAACAAAGUAAAAAAGAACUUAAAGAACAGUUGGUAUCGUAUGAUCGUAAUUUGUUGGUGGCAGACCCUCGACGACGGGAACCGAAGAAGUUUGGUGGCCCUGGUGCAAGGGCUCGGUACCAGAAAUCGUACCGUUAA
Messenger RNA from Brugia pahangi, 432 nucleotides. The record is from the annotation of a GenBank genome assembly. NCBI's taxonomy places the organism in Eukaryota, Metazoa, Nematoda, Chromadorea, Rhabditida, Onchocercidae.